AUGCUCUCAACUCCCUCAAACCCCGCCAUGCAAGCCUACAAGGUAUAUCAUCUCUCGCAAACCAAGCUCGAUAAGGAAUGCAGACGCCAAACCCCAGACUUGCACCGCAUUGUUCUGCAUGCCUCCAUAGUCGACAACGUGCGCCGCUGGUCUCGCGACCUGGCCACCCCAUCGGAGACCGUGCUCGUCGACUCCGAUUCGGACACGGACAGCGACCCUUUCGACGACUCGGCCUCCUCGGGAGAUGAAGCCGACGCUGACGAUGCCGUUGCUAUCUUCGAUAUCGAAGGCGACGACGACACCGUAAUCGUGGAGCAAACCCAGGCUUCGGGCAAAGUCACCUACCAGGUGCAACAUGUCGAGAACUCCAAGUCCUCGCCGGCGGCACCCAAACGCCGAGCUCCAGCGCCACCAACCAAGCACGAGCUGAAGGCCCAAGCCUGGAAGCAGAACCGUCGCGUCACCGUGCGGGAGACGGCCAUCGAAGUGGACAGCGAUGAUUGA
Cladophialophora yegresii CBS 114405 is the source of this 504-nucleotide messenger RNA. RefSeq lists its product as uncharacterized. Bases 1 to 504 code for a protein of 167 amino acids. The transcript has a single exon. The record is from RefSeq and is a predicted model, not a curated record. Lineage: Eukaryota; Fungi; Ascomycota; Eurotiomycetes; Chaetothyriales; Herpotrichiellaceae.